This is a messenger RNA of Bipolaris victoriae FI3, 1152 nucleotides long. RefSeq lists its product as hypothetical. Bases 1 to 1152 code for a protein of 383 amino acids. Gene Ontology annotation, cellular component: Golgi membrane. The transcript has 2 exons. The record is from RefSeq and is a predicted model, not a curated record. NCBI's taxonomy places the organism in Eukaryota, Fungi, Ascomycota, Dothideomycetes, Pleosporales, Pleosporaceae. Gene Ontology annotation, biological process: mitotic spindle elongation; vesicle-mediated transport.
AUGCCGGCGACCGACUAUGAUGUGCGCGCCCUUGCGCUUCCGCUUGAAAACGAGGAAACGGGUGAGACGCCAAUAUGGAGUCAGCGACAAUCGUCCACCUUCCGGCGCAGCGCUUCGCAUAACAGCCAACAAACCACAUGGCGGCAACGCGCAAUGGGCAACUGGGACAAAUACUCGCGGCGAGCCCUGGACCAGUACAACAAACUAUCGCCUGUCAAGAAAGUAUUGUUCAUUAUAGGGAAUAUACUCUUGCUUGUAGGCGGCAUACUGUUCUUGGUGUUCGGUGAACGGAUAUUCGGCGCCCUGCUGCCUAUGGCGAAGAAGUGGAGGGAUGUCACAGCGGGCUGGCUGAUACUCUGGGCUCUGAUAUUCAUCGUCUCCUUUCCACCUUUGAUUGGAUAUUCCAGUCUCCUUACCAUUGCCGGUUUCGUUUAUGGCUUUCCAAAUGGAUGGUUCAUAGCAGCAACAGCGUCAGUCGCUGGCAGCACUGCAUCGUUUCUCCUUUCGCGCACGUUUCUCAAAUCCAUGGUCCACCGCCUCGUAGCGAACGACACCCGCUUCGCUGCCCUCUCCCUUACCCUCAAGCAUGAUGGCAUCAAACUCCUCGUCAUGUACCGCCUGUGUCCACUACCAUACUCCAUAUCCAAUGGUGCUGUAGCCACCUUCCCAACCGUACACUGGGCUUCUUAUGCCCUGGCUACUGCCAUUGUAUCACCCAAGUUGAUGCUCCACAUCUUCAUCGGUGCACAAUUGGAAAAGAUUGCCGAGAGCGGAGGCAAGAUGGACCCGCGCACAAAGGCACUGUCCUACAUCUCCAUCAUUAUCGGACUAAUUGCAGGCGUAACCACUGGCUGGCUAGUCUAUCGCAAGACAAAGGCCCGGGCUGCCCAGCUCGAAGCUGAAGAGCGCGCUGGUGUCCGACGUGUAAGCAUCGAGGACUUGGAGAAUGAAUAUCACGAUGAUCCAGGCGCGCUGGAAGCUGCCGAGCGGUUACGAGAAGAUGAUGAUGACAUUAGUCUGAGGACAGCAUGGGAUGAUGAGUAUCAUGAUGAGCCCCCUGAGACGGGUGAUGCAGUGGAAAUUGGUGAUGACCCCUUUAAAAACGGGGAUGCGAGCGAAGGAGAGGAGCAACACCAAGGGACGAAGAAGUAG